This is a messenger RNA of Lichtheimia ornata, 1359 nucleotides long. RefSeq lists its product as uncharacterized. Bases 1 to 1359 code for a protein of 452 amino acids. Gene Ontology annotation, biological process: transmembrane transport. The transcript is spliced from 7 exons. Gene Ontology annotation, molecular function: transmembrane transporter activity. The record is from RefSeq and is a predicted model, not a curated record. Lineage: Eukaryota; Fungi; Mucoromycota; Mucoromycetes; Mucorales; Lichtheimiaceae.
AUGGCAGGCUUGCUUUCACCAUUGACCGGCAAUAUCUAUUUCCCUGCACUCAAUUCGGUUGAAGAGGACUUGCAUACAACAACGGAGCUUGUGAAUUUGACAAUCACCCUGUACAUGGUAUUCCAAGGUGUUUCGCCCGCCAUUUGGGGAGCAUUUGCAGACGCAUGGGGCCGACGGCCAAUCUAUUUGACAACACUCGCCGUUUAUAUUGGUACAACAAUUGGAUGUGCACUUGCUCCAAAUUAUCCAGCCCUACUUGUUCUUCGCAUGUUGCAAGCUUUUGGAUCAAGCUCGGUCAUUGCUAUUGGUGCUGGUGUUAUUAGUGAUAUCGCACUUCCUUCUGAACGAGGUCGACUUUCAAGUCUAGUUGCUUCAGGACAAAUCCUGGGUCCUUGUAUUGGUCCAAUUAUUGGAGGUGUUCUUUCAGAAGCAGUGUCUUGGAGAUGGACCUUUUGGUUUCUUGUCAUUUAUGGCGGUAUUGUCUACAUGUGCUUGCUGCUUCUGUUACCAGAGACAUUACGCAUAUUGGUUGGCAAUGGAUCGGGAUAUGCAAAUCCAACACCACUACAAUGGAUCAAACACCGUCGACUAGACAUACCCAAGAAUACAACGAGCACCAUUCAAAGGAAGAAGCCCAAUCCACUACGACCAUUCAUUUAUCUCCUUCAGCCUGAUAUUGCGGUGAUGCUUGUUUUCUAUGGGAUCAUCUAUGCAAACAUGUAUGCCUUGAUGGUGACCAUCCCAAACCAAUUUGGUGUUGUCUAUGGUCUCAACGAGCUGCAGAUGGGAUUGUGCUAUUUACCCUUGGGUGUCGGCUGCGUUAUUGGUGCUUACACUAAUGGCUACUUGAUGGAUCGCAACUUUCGAGUCGAAGCCAAAAAUUAUGGAUGCGAGCCCAAGGUGGGGCGUCUACCAAUCGAUUUUCCUGUAUUUCGUUGUCGAUUACGCACAACAUGGAUCAACAUUAUCUUCAUCGACAUCAUUGCUAUCGUGUAUGGAUGGCUUUUGCAGCAACAUGUUCAUUUGGCAGCACCCCUGAUUCUUCAAUUUGUGUAUGGCAUAAGCAUUAUGGGUGCCAAUAACACGUUUCAAACACUCAUGAUCGACCUAUAUCCUGGAAAAGGUGCCUCAAUCACUGCGUCCAAUAAUUUCGUUCGCUGCUUGCUAGGUGCUGUGGCCACUGUGGUGAUUGAUCCAGGCAUCAAUGGCGUUGGAGUUGGAUGGAUGUUUACGAUUUUGGGUCUCAUUAUGACAGCAUCGAAUUUAUUGCUCGUCGUGUUGCGGAUAUAUGGGCCUCGAUGGCGUAAAGCUCGUAUGGAAAAGCAAGAGCAGUCUUCCAAGCAUGCUACAACAUAUUAG